Molecule: messenger RNA, 9873 nt
Organism: Pelobates fuscus (common spadefoot toad)
Lineage: Eukaryota; Metazoa; Chordata; Amphibia; Anura; Pelobatidae
Gene: FBN1
Product: fibrillin 1
Exons: 65
Coding region: 112-8715 (2867 amino acids)
Molecular function (GO): calcium ion binding
Source: RefSeq, a predicted model, not a curated record
GAGCUUUUUUUUGAAAACUAAAGUGAUCAGAGCCAGUGGGAGUGAGAGUAAAGUGGAUCAGAAGGAGAAGUCAGACAGCUUCAGCAGCAUUGAAGGAGCAGCGUGGCCAGGAUGCGGCUGGAGAGUGCAGCCAGUGCUGUGCUGGGAUUUAUACUGUGCCUGUCCUUAGCUGCCAGUCAACUUGCAGAGAAAGAUGCUCCGGCUGAGCCUGCCAAGGAGAGUAGAGUGAGCAGAGCUAAGAGGAGAGGUGGCAAUGUGGGGGCAGGACAUGAUGUGCUAAAAGGGCCCAAUGUGUGCGGAUCUCGUUACAAUGUCUACUGUUGCCCUGGAUGGAAAACCUUACCGGGAGGAAAUCAGUGCAUUGUUCCUAUAUGUCGGCAUUCUUGUGGAGAUGGAUUCUGUUCCCGGCCAAAUAUGUGCACCUGUCCAACUGGUCAAACAGCUCCAUCAUGUGGUUCCAAGUCAGUCCAGCAGUGCAACAUCAGAUGUAUGAAUGGGGGAACGUGCAACGAAGACCAUUGCCUUUGUCAAAAGGGAUACAUUGGAACACAUUGCGGCCAGCCUGUCUGUGAACAUGGAUGUCUCAACGGCGGGCGAUGUGUGGCUCCAAAUCGCUGCGCCUGCACAUAUGGGUUUACUGGACCUCAGUGUGAAAGGGAUUACAGGACAGGACCAUGUUUUUCCAUUGUGAGCAAUCAAAUGUGCCAAGGCCAGUUGAGCGGGAUAGUGUGUACCAAAUCGUUGUGUUGUGCCACGGUCGGAAGAGCUUGGGGCCAUCCUUGUGAAAUGUGUCCUGCUCAGCCGCAUCCUUGCCGUCGUGGCUUCAUUCCAAACAUCAGAACAGGAGCGUGUCAAGAUGUGGACGAAUGCCAGGCAAUCCCUGGUUUGUGCCAAGGAGGAAAUUGCAUUAACACCGUGGGAUCUUUCGAGUGCAAAUGCCCAGCUGGACACAAGUUUAAUGAAAUAACACAAAAAUGUGAAGAUAUCGAUGAAUGUAGCACAAUUCCCGGGAUCUGCGAAUUAGGUGAAUGUGGUAACACUGUUGGCAGUUACUUCUGUAAGUGUCCUCCGGGAUUUUAUUCACCUCCGGAUGGAUCAAGAUGCAUUGAUACACGCCUUGGGUUUUGCUUCGGUUCAUUAACCAAUGGAAGGUGCACAAACCAAUUUCCUCAACCUCUACCCAAAAUUCAAUGCUGCUGUGAUAAAGGACGAUGCUGGUCAGUAGCAGCAACCACAACACCUGAUAUGUGCCCAAUCCGUGGAACAGAUGAAUAUCGCAAACUCUGUGCAGCAGUAUUACCAGGACAACCACUAGGACCAGGACCUGAAAUCAUUCCCAUAGGUCCAGUUUUCCCUCCAAUUGGUCCAGUUGGUCCACCUAUAUACCCUCCUAUUAUUCCUGGGGGACCUACACCCAGACCUUUACCUGUGGUCUUGCCUUUCAAUGUGACACAGCAAGUAACAGAUUACUGUGCAGUUUAUCGGAACCUGUGUUUACAUGGCCGCUGUAUCCCUACUCCUGGGAGCUAUCGAUGUGAGUGUAACAAAGGAUUCCACCUGGAUAACAGAGGAGAAUGCGUCGAUGUUGACGAGUGUGAAAGAAGUCCAUGCCUUCAUGGUGAUUGCGUUAACACCCCAGGUUCCUACAUCUGCCAAUGUAAACCUGGAUUUCAGAGCACCUCCACCCGGACGGAAUGCAGAGACAUCGAUGAAUGUUUACAGAACGGCAGGAUCUGUAACAACGGGCGCUGUGUGAAUACAGAUGGAAGCUUUCACUGCGUGUGCAAUGCUGGUUUUCAUGUUGCUCCUGAUGGAAAGAAUUGUCAAGAUAUGGAUGAAUGCAGUGUGAAGAACAUGUGUUUAAAUGGAAUGUGCAUUAACGAAGAUGGAAGUUUUAAAUGUAUCUGCAAACCUGGAUUCCAGCUGGCACCGAACGGACGAUAUUGCACAGACAUUGAUGAGUGUGAGACAGCUGGAAUCUGCAUGAAUGGCCAUUGUGUCAACACUGAUGGUUCCUUCCGAUGUGAAUGUUUCCCUGGGCUUGCUGUCGGGCUUGAUGGACGUGUGUGUGUAGACACUCACAUAAGAAGUACGUGCUAUGGUGGCUACAAGAGAGGUCAAUGUGUCCGACCAUUGCAAGGGGCUGUUACCAAGUCUGAGUGCUGUUGCGCCAAUUUAGAAUAUGGUUUUGGAGAGCCGUGCCAACCCUGCCCGGCACAGAAUUCAGAGGAGUAUCAUGCUUUGUGUAGCAGUGGCCCUGGAAUUACGUCCGGAGGAACUGAUAUCGAUGAAUGUGAGAUGGACCCUGAUAUAUGCCAGAAUGGGAUUUGUGAAAACCUUCGUGGAACUUACAAAUGCAUCUGUAACCCAGGAUAUGAUGUGGACUAUACUGGAAAACGCUGCAAUGAUAUUGAUGAAUGUGCGUUAAACGUAUUGCUCUGUGACAAUGGACAAUGUCGCAACACCCCAGGAAGUUUUUCUUGUACAUGCCCAAAAGGAUACGUCUACAAACCUGACCUUAAAACUUGUGAAGAUAUUGAUGAAUGCGAGUCCAGCCCUUGCAUUAAUGGGGUGUGCAAAAAUAUCCGUGGCUCUUUCGUGUGUGAGUGUCCCAUCGGAAGUACUUUGGACACAACAAAGACCAUUUGUAUAGAAACCGUGAAAGGAACCUGUUGGCAGCAUACAAUAAACGGAAGAUGUGAAAUCAACAUAAAUGGGGGAACUCUGAGAUCUCAGUGUUGUUCAACAUUAGGAGCCGCCUGGGGCAGUCCAUGUACCCCUUGUGAACAUGAUCAUGUGUGUGCAAAAGGCUUUGCAAGAACUAGAGGCACUGUAUGUGAAGAUGUUAAUGAGUGCGAUGUGUUUCCUGGAUUGUGUAUUAAUGCAAAGUGUGUUAAUACAAUGGGAUCCUUUGUCUGUCAAUGCCCCGAUGGGAUGACGCUUGACUCCACUGGACGCACAUGUAUUGAUAUCCGUUUGGAGGUUUGCUACCUGAAACAUGAGGAUGAAGAAUGUACUCAUGCUAUUGCUGGAAGACAUCGGCUCGAUGCAUGUUGUUGCUCGGUUGGAGCUGCUUGGGGCCCUCACUGUGAUGAAUGCCCGACGAAAGGAACACCAGAAUUUGAAACUCUAUGUCCCAGAGGGCCAGGUUACUCAACCAAGGAGAUUACACCAGGGAAAACCUUCUCCAAGGACAUCAAUGAGUGUAAAAUGAUCCCGAGUCUUUGCAAAUAUGGUAAAUGCAAGAACACUAUUGGCAGUUUCAAGUGUAGGUGCGAUAACGGGUUUGCACUUGAUGCAGAGGAGAGAAACUGCACAGACAUUGACGAGUGCAGAAUAUCCCCCGAUGUUUGUGGCCAAGGCAACUGUGUCAAUACUCCCGGAGACUUUGAGUGCGACUGCUUCGAAGGAUAUGAAAGUGGAUUUAUGAUGAUGAAGAAUUGCAUGGAUAUUGAUGAAUGUGAACGGAAUCCCCUUUUGUGCAGAGGCGGUAUCUGCAUAAACACAGAAGGGAGCUUUAGCUGUGAAUGCCCCCCUGGACAUGAAGUGGCUCCUGAUAAUUCGGCUUGUCUAGAUAUCAAUGAAUGUGAACUUGGCCCUUUCCUCUGUGAACAUGGGCGAUGUAUCAAUCUGAUUGGUAGAUACCAAUGUGCCUGUGAUCCUGGAUACAAGCUAUCAGAUGAUAAGUUGUCUUGCGUUGAUAUCGACGAGUGCCAGGUUUUCAACGGUGGAUGUGACAAUUUCUGCACCAACUCAGAAGGAAGCUAUGAGUGCAGUUGCCGAGAAGGCUUUGCUCUACUACCAGAUCAAAGAACCUGUACUGACAUUGAUGAGUGUGAAAACAAUCCUAAUAUCUGUGAUGGAGGACAAUGUACCAAUAUCCCGGGAGAAUACAGAUGUCUUUGCUUCGAUGGUUACAUGGCAUCAGAUGAUAUGAAGACUUGUCUUGAUGUGGAUGAGUGUGAACUCCAUCUUAAUAUUUGUCUCAGUGGAAGUUGCGAGAACACCAAAGGAUCAUUCAUCUGUCACUGCGACCCUGGUUACUCAGGCAAGAAAGGAGUUACUGGAUGCACAGAUAUCAAUGAAUGCGAGAUAGGAGCCCAUAACUGUGAUCGACAUGCCAUGUGCACCAACACCCCAGGAAGCUUUAAAUGUGCCUGUAGCCCAGGAUGGGUUGGGAAUGGAGUGAAAUGCACAGAUCUUGAUGAAUGCUCAAAUGGAACGCAUUUAUGUAGUCCGCAUGCAGACUGUAAGAAUACAAUGGGAUCAUACCGGUGCCUGUGCAAAGAGGGGUACACUGGGACUGGAUUAGAAUGCACAGAUAUUGAUGAGUGCUCCGAAAACUUGAAUUUAUGUGGCAAUGGACAGUGUCUGAACUCUCCUGGAGGAUACCGUUGUGAUUGCGACAUGGGUUUCUUACCAAGCGUUGAUGGAAAAGUUUGUGAAGAUAUUGAUGAGUGCAUUCUCCCCAACAUCUGUGUUUAUGGAACUUGCAAAAAUUUGCCGGGGUUGUUCAGAUGUGAUUGUGACCCUGGAUAUGAGCUGGACAGAAGCGGAGGCAAUUGCACGGAUGUGGAUGAGUGUGCCGAUCUAACAGUAUGCAUCAGUGGCACUUGUGAAAACACACCAGGCAGCUACAACUGUGAAUGUCCUCCAGAUUUCGAACUUAACCCAACCCGGGUUGGAUGUGUUGAUACCAGGUCUGGCAGUUGCUAUUUGGAAACAAAACCUCGGGGAGAUAACGGAGAGUUGUCCUGCAGCACCGAAGUAGGAAUUGGUGUUUCAAAGGCUUCGUGUUGUUGCUCUCUUGGGCUCAAAGGGUGGGGAAACCCUUGUGAACUUUGUCCUUCAGUGAACUCAAGUGAAUAUAAAACCUUGUGUCCUGGAGGUGAAGGUUUCAGGCCAAAUCCGAUCACCAUUAUUUUGGAAGAUAUUGACGAAUGUCUCGAGUUACCUGGACUUUGCCAGGGUGGAAAGUGUAUCAAUACGUUUGGAAGUUUUGAGUGCCGCUGUCCUGUUGGCUAUUACCUUAAUGAACAAACACGUGUUUGUGAUGAUGUUAAUGAAUGUGAACAACCUGGUAUCUGUGGGCCUGGAACCUGUUUCAACACGGUUGGAAAUUACACGUGCAUAUGCCCACCUGACUACAUGCAAGUUAAUGGAGGAAAUAAUUGUAUGGAUAUGAGAAGGAGUUUAUGUUCCAGAAACUAUUAUGCUGACAAUCAAACCUGCGAUGGAGAAUUGCUCUAUAACAUGACAAAGAAGAUGUGUUGUUGCUCAUACAAUAUUGGCCGUGCCUGGAACAAACCGUGUGAAGUGUGUCCUUUGCCAAAUACAGAUGACUUUUCAAGUCUUUGCGGAAGUACUAGACCGGGCUUUGUGAUCGAUAUUUACACUGGGCUUCCAGUAGAUAUUGAUGAAUGCAGAGAAAUUCCUGGUGUCUGCGAGAAUGGAGUUUGUAUAAAUUUGGUAGGAAGCUUUAAAUGUGAAUGCCCAAUGGGAUUUGUUUACAAUGACAAGCUGCUAAUCUGUGAAGAUAUUGAUGAAUGUCAGAAUGGGCCAGUAUGUCAAAGGAAUGCGGACUGUGUUAACACACCAGGCAGCUACCGUUGUGACUGCAAACCAGGAUACAAAUUCACAUCAACCGGGCAAUGCGUCGAUCGAAACGAGUGCCAGGAAAUUCCCAACUUGUGCAGUCACGGAGAAUGUAAAGACAAAACCGGUGGAUAUUAUUGUGUUUGCCACAAUGGAUUUAAAACCAAUGAGGAUCAGACGAUGUGUAUGGAUAUUAACGAGUGUGACAGAGAUCCUUGUGGAAACGGAACGUGCCGAAACACCAUUGGUUCUUACAACUGCAGAUGCCACGAUGGGUUCAUUCUAUCACACAAUAAUGACUGUAUAGAUAUCGAUGAAUGUGUCACACUGAAUGGCCAGCUAUGUAGAAAUGGACAGUGUCUCAAUGUUAUUGGGAGUUUCCAGUGUAUCUGCAAUGAAGGCUACGAGAUGGCAUCAGACGGGAGAACAUGCUUGGAUAUCAACGAAUGCUCCCGCGAUCCCGGGAAAUGUGCUCCUGGCACUUGUCAAAAUCUGGAUGGCUCAUACCGUUGCAUCUGUCCUCCUGGUUAUGUCUUGAAGAAUGAAACAUGUGAAGACAUUGAUGACUGUGCAGAGUUUCCAGACAUCUGUGCCCUGGGCACUUGCACUAAUACACCAGGCAGUUUUGCCUGUCUGUGUCCGGAGGGAUUUGUAUUGUCAUCAUCUGGAAGGAGAUGCCAAGAUCAGAGAAUGGGCUUCUGUUUCACGAAAUUUGAAGAAGGUCAAUGUACUGCACCCAAAGCUCGAAAUCACUCUAAGCAAGAGUGUUGCUGUGCCUUACGAGAAACUGGCUGGGGGUCCCCGUGUGAAAUAUGCCCAACAGAAGGGGAUGAUGCAUUCCGUCAGAUCUGUCCCUAUGGAAGUGGUGUGGUUAUUGGACCUGAGGAUGAACGAAUUGACAUGGAUGAAUGUACCGAUCCUGACAAAUGCAAAAAUGGACAGUGUAUCAACACAGAUGGGUCUUAUCGGUGUGAAUGCUCCUUUGGCUACACACUUAUAGGAGAUGAAUGCACAGAUGUUGAUGAAUGCUCUGUUGGAAACCCAUGUGGGAAUGGAACCUGUAAGAAUAUCAUUGGUGGAUUUGAAUGUACUUGUGAGGAAGGCUUUGAGCCAGGACCAAUGAUGUCAUGUGAAGAUGUUAACGAGUGUGCACAGAACCCACUCUUGUGUGCGUUCCGUUGCGUCAACACAUACGGAUCUUAUGAAUGUAAGUGUCCAGCUGGUUAUGUCCUGCGAGAAGACAAAAGAAUGUGCAAGGAUCAGGAUGAGUGUGAAGAUGGAAUCCAUGACUGUGAAUCCAAACAGAUGACCUGUAAAAAUCUAAUCGGAACAUAUAUGUGCAUAUGUGGACCAGGAUAUCAACGUAGAUUAGAUGGCGAAGGAUGUAUGGAUUUGAAUGAAUGCCAGAAACCUGGUCUAUGUGAAAAUGGAAGAUGUGUGAACACUGUAGGAAGCUACAAAUGUGAAUGCUCUGAUGGCUUCAAUACAAGUUCUACAGAAACAGAAUGUCUCGACAACAGAUUGGGAUAUUGCUUCACUGACGUUUUACAUACCAUGUGCCAAAUGGGAUCAUCCACCAGGAACUCAGUCACUAAGUCGGAAUGUUGUUGCAGUUCCGGCAGAGGUUGGAGUGUAAAUUGCGAGAUUUGCCCCUUCCAAGGCACACUUCAAUACAGAAAACUGUGCCCUUAUGGAAAAGGAUUCACAACCGGCGGAGAAGAUAUUGAUGAGUGUGAUGUUCUUUAUGGCAUCUGUCGCAAUGGACAAUGUGUCAACGAACGAGGGGCUUAUAAAUGUCACUGCAACCCAGGCUACACUCAGGAUAUAACUGGAACCUCUUGUAUAGAUAUUGAUGAAUGCAAUCAGUCUCCUAAGCCGUGCAACUUCAUCUGCAAAAACACAGAUGGAAGCUUCCAGUGUUCUUGUCCUCGAGGUUACAUUCUGCAGGAAGAUGGAAGAAGCUGCAAAGAUCUAGAUGAAUGUGCAACUAAGCAGCACAAUUGCCAAUUUAUUUGUGUUAACACCAUGGGUGGAUUUACCUGUAAGUGCCCCCCUGGAUUCACACAGCAUCACAGUGCUUGCAUUGACAACAAUGAAUGUGCUUCAGAAGCUAACCUUUGUGGGGCAAAAGGCGUUUGCCAAAAUACUCCAGGAAGCUAUUCAUGUGACUGCCAGCGUGGGUUUAGUUUGGAUCCUAGUGGAGCCUGUGAAGAUAUUGAUGAAUGUGAUGGAAGUCAUCGCUGUCAACAUGGAUGCCAGAACAUCAUGGGAGGGUAUAGGUGUGGCUGUCCACAAGGCUACCUUCAACAUUAUCAGUGGAACCAGUGUGUUGAUGAAAAUGAGUGCAUGAAUAGUCAGGCGUGUGGAGGAGCCUCCUGCCACAACACAUUGGGCAGCUUCAAGUGUAUCUGUCCAACAGGAUUUCACUUUGAGCAGUUUGCUGGUGCUUGCCAGGAUGUCAAUGAGUGCAGUUCUUCCCAAGCUCCCUGCAGCUAUGGAUGCUCCAACACUGAAGGCGGCUAUCUGUGCGGCUGUCCUCCUGGCUACUUCCGAGUAGGACAAGGACAUUGUGUUACGGGAGCAGGAUUCAGCAGAGCCCAAGAUCUUGCGGUCAGUGGGGAAAUAGAUGACAAUUCUCUUUCCCCGGAAGCUUGCUACGACUGUAAAAUCAACGGUUAUCCCAAACGAGGCAGGAAACGGAGGAGCACAAACAGCACAGCUUCAGAUGAUGAAGAGGAGCAACUGGAAGCCCCGGUUAGUCUUGCAAGUUGGGAUAUUGAGAAAACGGUUAUCCUUGCUUUCAACACAUCUCACCUGAAUAUAAGAGAACGAAUUCUGGAACUCACCCCUGCCCUCACCACAUUAACAAAUCACAACAGAUAUAUAAUAGACUCUGGAAAUGAAGAUGGCCUCUUUAGGAUCAAUCAAAAGGAAGGAGUUAGCUACCUUCACCUGGCCAAGAAGAAACCUCAAGCAGGUGUUUACUCCCUACAGAUUAGCAGUGUUCCUCUCUAUAAGGAGAAAGAGCUUAUCCAGCUUGAAGACAGACAUGACAGAGACUACCUCAGUGGUGAACUGGGUGACAUUCUUAAAAUGAAGAUAAAAAUUCUACUCCAUUAAUUCACCGGACAAAGACCAACGAAAUGAAACCAAAGAUCGAUAGGUAGACAUGAAUGUUUUCCCCUCACUGAUUUCCCAUAGGAUAGGUACAAAUCCUCAUAAAUAUUUUUCUAUGAAUUUAAAAAAGCACUUUCUUCUCAUGACAUAUGCAAGGUACAGGACCAAUACCCCAGCUCAAUACAACCACUGUCUCAGGCUUCUUAUAUAGUAUGUAACUGAGCUGCCUUGAUAUGCUCAAUACAAUGAAUUUAAACUUGGGAACACUUCAUUGGACGUUGACCAUUGAUGCUGAUACAUCCAAUCCUUUCAGCAGAGGUACAUGCAUUUACGCUCCUGAUGGACUUCUCCGGUUUAUUUGCUUUUCCACCUACAUCUUCUUUAAGACCUUUAUGAUAACAUUUUUGGUGCUAGUAAUUUUUUUUAUUUUUUUUUAAAGAUUUUUUAUAAAUGCACUGUAAUAUUUACACACAUUAAAAGCCAACCAUUACUCAGUCUUUCAUUUACAAAAAGAACACAACCAAAGUUAGCUCUAGUUUAUCUCAGUUAUCGUUUGAUAUGUCAUGUAAAUGACGUGUGUGUAUACUGUAUCCAUGCAAUUAUUUAUCCUUGAAGCAUUUGUUAAACUAGUUGAGAACUCUUAAACUGAAGGGUUUUUGAUGGUGCUUAUAAAUACCAACUACUUGUUAAAUGUAUACACAAACCUAGUGGUGCAAUUUUUAUAGCUAGGUUAACGCACUGAGGUCGUUUGACCAUACAGGUUUAUCAGAUACAGUUUCAGUGCCACCCACAAAAUAUGACAUGCAUUGCACAUGAAGAGUACCCAGAGUCGUUUUAACAAAAGGCUCUGUGUCAUAAAUGUCACAUUUUAAAACAAUGUUUGUAAUAUUUAAUUCCUUUAUUUUCUGGAUCAACCCAAUGUAGUUCGGUUACAACAUGCUUACUGUUAUUGUACAAUAAACUAUUACUGUAUAUGUAGUGUGAACAUUGAUGGAUAGGAGGAAGAGCAAGACUUUCUUGUUAUGUCCUGUGGUACUCAAUUUUCCAUACGUAAGAAAAAAACAACAACUUGUCUUUCAUAUGUGUAAAGCAGUAACAAUCCAAUAAAUCUACAAAAUAAAUCAGCAGCCAAUUUUACUGCUGUGAAUGUUUAAACGAAAA